AGUUUCCUGGCUGAACACACCAGCCCAAUACUUAAAGAGAGCAGCUCCUGACUCCGAUAGACACCUGAUGGGCCCACAGGGGUGACAGUCCAGGCGGACUGAUCUUCCCAUCCCACAUCCUCCCAGCGUGAUGCCAAGAAAAGGCUGACUGCAACUGGGCCUUCUGCAGAGAAAGACCUCCUCUUGACUGCCCCGGCUGCUCCCAAGGGCCAGGAAGAUGGAUUCACACCUGCUGAUGUGGGGACUGCUCACGUUCAUCAUGGUGCCCGGCUGCCUGGCAGAGCUCUGUGAUGAUGACCCGCCGAAGAUCACAUAUGCCACGUUCAAAGCCUUGGCCUACAAGGAAGGGACCAUGUUGAACUGUGAAUGCAACAGAGGGUUCCGCAGAAUAAAAAGCGGGUCACCCUACAUGCUCUGUACAGGAAACUCUAGCCACGCGUCCUGGGAGAACCAGUGUCAGUGCAUAAGCUCUUCCCCUAGGAACACAACAAAGCAAGUGACACCUCAACCUGAAGAGCAGAAAGAGAGAAAAACCACAGAAGUGCACAAUCCAAGGCAGCAGGUGGACCAAUCGCGCCUUCCAGGUGAAGAGGAGCCUCAGGCAAGCCCCGACAGCCUUCUUGAGAGUGAGACCUCCUGCCUCAUCACAACGACAGAUUUUCAGAUACAGACAGAAGUGGCUGCGACCAUGGAGACGUUCAUACUUACAACGGGGUACCAGCUAGCAGUGGCCGGCUGUGUUUUCCUGCUGAUCAGCGUCCUCCUCCUGAGUGGGCUCACCUGGCGGCAGAGACGGAGGAAGAGUAGAAGAACAAUCUAGAAAACCAAAAGAACGAGAACUUCUUGGUGAGAAGCCAAGAACAGACAACAGAAGUCAUGAGGCACCAAGCGAAAUCAGGAGCUGAACACUUGCCCAGGAGACAUCCCCUGUGCUCACCUGGGUUUUGGAAGCUCUGAAGUCACAUCGCAGGACACGGGGCAGUGGCAACCCUGUCUCUACGCCAGCUCAGUCCCAUCAGAGAGCGAGCACUACCCACUUCCAAAGAGCAAUCCCGUCAUUGAAGAAAAGGGCAAAACCACCAGAACUCUCCAUCCUAUUUACAUGUAUAUGUGUCAUUAAAGCCUGAAUGGUAUGGACCUCUCUCCAUGCUCUAUGUAGUAUAGAGAAAAGUAGGUUUACAUUAAUGUCGUCCCAACUCUCCAGUUCAGGAAUCCCAAGGAAAGCCCUCGCACUAAUGUGAAUGCACAACACACACACUCUACCCUACAUAGCUAGACAGCGUCCUUCUGGCUCCUUCCUCAGCCGCUUCUGACUGCUGACUGUCCCGUUAACAUCGCCUCGUGAACAUCCUUUAAGAGCUAUGGGUUGUCACCCAGAAAUCGUUUUACCCUUGGCUCGAUUCUCUAAGCUGACCCCCUUCUACUGAGCCUUCAGUCUUGAAUUUCUAAAGAACAGAGGCCAUGGCAGAAUAAUCUUUGUAACUUCAAAACAGGGCAGCCAAGCCCAUGAGGCAAUGUCAGGAACAGAAGGAUGAAUGAGGUCCCAGGCAGAGAAUCGUACUUAUCAAGGUUUUACUUGUGCAUUACUGAGAGGCCUCUUGAAGAGUUAGUUUCCCAGGGAUUGCUAUGAAUAAUACUCUGAAUUUGGCCUGCACUCAUCUGAUGUUUACAGGUGAACAUACAAACAUCAGUGUGUACAUUUUCUAAUAAGUGUCUAAGAACACUGAAAAGGGAUCAGCACAUUCAAUGUUUAUGGAAGGAAGGAAAGAAAGAAGGAAGUGAAAAGGGAGAAGGGAAGAAGGUCAUACUGGUGGAAUGUAACCAUGGAAAAGAGCACAUCAGGCCAGGCAUGGUGGCUCAGGCCUGUAAUCCCAGCUCCCUAGGAGACCAAGGUGGGAGGAUCUCUUGAGGCCAGGAGUUUGAGACCAGCCUGGACAACAUAGCAAGACCUCAUCCCUACAAAAAAUUAAAAAUUGGCUGGAUGUGGUGUCAUGCACCUGUAGUUCCAGCCACUCAGGAGGCUGAGGCAGGAGGAUCGCUUGAGCCCAGGAGUUCGAGGCUGCAGUCAGCCAUGAUGGCACCACUGUACUCCAGCGUGUGCAACAGAGCAAGGCCCUAUUUUUAAGGAAAAAAAAAGAAAAGAAGAGCAUGUCAGCAGUCCUCGAACAUUACCAAAAAGUUCAGCAUAUCAGAAUCACCUGGAGGCCUUGUUAAAACAGUUCGCUGGACUGAUCUCCAGAAUUUCUGAGUCAUCGGUCUGGGAGAGAGCCAAAGGGUUUGCAUUUCUAACAGUUCCCAGGUGCUGCUGCCGCCGCUAUUCAGGGAACACACUUUGAGAACCGUUGUGUUAUCCCUCUGCACACCCACCCAGUCUCAACUCCCACGAAAAACUCAGCUUCAGGAGCUGAGAUUCCAGUGCGCGCCCUGGUUCCAUGUCUGGUGUUACAGCUCCCUCACAAAUGCGCCAAGUGGACAUUCUAGCUCAGCAACAUCACACAGUUAGGGACAUGAAUGGAAAUUAUUCAUUCAUGAAACUAUCAGCCAGUUUUCAUUUCUGAAGGGGCAGGAGAGUGUUAGGAAAAAUAACGGGCAUUUUUCAGCAGGGUCCAGGUUCAGAUUAAAGAACUAUUUCUGUCUUUUUGAUGACCAACCACAUGCAGACUCACCUAUGCACCCUCCCCUUCCCCCUUCAGGUAUAUGUUUUCUAAGCUGAAAAGAAUCUCAGACCAAAAUAUAUAUAUAUGUAUGUAUAUAUAUGUAAAUCUUACUUGAGAAGAAUUGAAUUACUCCUUUUGAGUGUUGAGUGGUCUAUAUGAUCAAAACUUUUCCAUGAUAAUACUAAGGUGUUAUUGACCAUUUCAUUCUCCUUCUCUCAAAAAGGUACGGUGGAAUUUUCCAGACGCUAUGUGAUAUGUGGUGGUGAUGUCAUCACUCUGCUGUUAAUAUAUAAUCAAUUUAUUGCUAUUGUUUAUAAAUGAAUAAAUGAUAUUUUUUAAAAA
Saimiri boliviensis boliviensis (Bolivian squirrel monkey) is the source of this 2999-nucleotide messenger RNA. NCBI's taxonomy places the organism in Eukaryota, Metazoa, Chordata, Mammalia, Primates, Cebidae. The record is from RefSeq and is a predicted model, not a curated record.